AUGGAGCCGUCAUCAGACCCGUCUAUGCCAUUCCACCAUCAUCGUCACGGUCAGCGUCAUCAGCCGUUGGGAUCUUCACAGCCGUCGUCGGGCAGUACGUCCCAACUAUCCAGAUCCCAUUCCCAAGGUCCCGCAUCCCCGUCCGCAUCGACUGCUGCCUCCUCCAACCCCUUCGUGCGCUCUCAUGACGACGAGCCGCCAACGCCUUUGUCCGGUCACCCAUCUGGUUCCAUCUCUGUGGCCAUCAAAUGUCCAUCCCUGGACAAGGAUUCGGCUGUUGUCACCGUCAGCAAAAACGAUACCGUCCUCGCCCUCAAACAAGCCAUCCAAACCACGUGGGCGGGUGCUCCACGCGCAGAUGGAAUGCGCUGCAUCCGAUCUGGUCGGAUCCUGAGCGACAAUGAAGUCUUCAGCCAGCUCGCCGAGACACUCGAGCCAGGCGAGCCGUUGUCACUCCAUCUUGUCAUCCGUCCCGAUGCGUGGUCGGACCCACAGAACCGUCCCACUCCUUCUCGCCGCAACUCCUAUCUGCGGCAAAACCAACACCAGCUCCAACAUCAACGCCAGAACGAUCUUCCGCGCUCCGCACUGGCAACACAGCUUAAUCUUCAAGAUGACGUGCCGCCUCCACCAAGUGUCACGUCGACAGAGCAUCCUCCCCAUUGGACGCCCACUUUCGAGCCGUACUUUUCUGAAGUUGAUCCCACACCGGCAGAGUCCACGUCCCACUUGCCAUCCUUGCACGACGUGCACGACGUGUCCGCGUCGAGCAGCGAAACCACUCGCAACAUGAUCAGCUCGACUGCCGGCCAGGCUGAAGCCGACGUCUACACAGUGCUCGAUGAGAUACUGCGUGUCACGGCUCCCGACAAUUGGCCGCUCUUGAACGAAGCGCUCAGCGAAGCGUACGACGAGUACGUGACGAUGUACGAAGUCAUCUACGAACAGGCACGCGCUGCUCAGAAGGGCAGCACGUCAACAUCUUCGUCGUUGCCUUUGCCACCUUCGCAAAGCGAUCUGCUGACCAGCAUCGAGACAACCUUGCUCGGCUGGGAGCCCGUUCAAAUGCCCAACGACGAGCAUGCUAGCACUGCCCCUCAAAGCUCCGACACAGGAUAUCAGUACCUCUAUCAGCAAGUAACACAUCGCGGGCUUCCGUACCUGCUGCGCAUCUCUACAACACCCUUGGCCGUGCAACGCAGCGAGGCGCUCUCCACGCUCUUGCAACGCAUCACGACGCUUGGUACCGUCAUAUCCAAGCUCGACAACAUCAUCAUGCUUAGCCGUCUCAUCAAGGCGCAGCCUCCCACCUCUAACUCUGCUGCAGCGCUCGGAGCGAGCGCGCCAACACAGCUGAAUGGCGCCUCAGCAACCGGACGGACGAUGGCUCUCGAACGAGGCGGACCUGUGGCAUACGUGGCUCGCAUCUCCCAGAACCUGGUGGCAGAUCUCCGAGGCGUCACAUUGGCCGAUGUGAUUGCCGUCAUCGUGCCCAUGGCGUUUAUCGGCUUCAAAGUGGGGAUUCUGCUCUCGGUCAUGCUUCGCGGCGCCGAUUCGUUCAGGUGGUACUUUGUGCUGGGGAUGGCUUCGGUGUAUGUCGUGUUCGAGAGCUAUCGUAUUGUUCAGCGUCGGAUGCGCGUGCGACAGCGGAGGACGCCUCGGGCUGCCGCAGCGCCGCCACAGGCUGCCGCUGCUGCUGGUGACGCCGACGCUGGUGCUGCUGGUGCUGCUGGUGCCGCUGCUGCCGCGGCGACACCCACAGGAGCCAACGUCCCCACCGCGCCGUCGAACGAAGAAGCAGCCGAACGCCAAGCAACCGACACCCCCUUGCAACCGCUCCCCCCUCCCCAAGCUCCACGACGAAUGCGCUCUCGCACGCGCUUCACCUACGAUUGGUGCAUCGACCACGUAGCCUUCAUCGGACUCGACGUCGAAGAUCAAGAGUUGGGUCUUCUCCCACCCAACGGUACGACUGGACGACACAUUGGUUGGGUGGAACGCGUUCUUGUAUCAGAGUGGUUGCUACCGAUCCUUGUGUUUGUGAUCACCAUGAUGCCUGCUGUAGAGCAGCGUAGAAAACGAGCCAUCGAGGAACGCGAGAGGGUGAUCAGAAAGUGGACGAGACUUGAGCAGGAACGACGCGAGAGGAUGAUCGAGUUGCAGCGCAAGGAGGCGGAAGAGCAGGGAAGGUCGGAUACCGCCGUUCGGGAUGAAGAGGUGAGUGCUGGACAGAUGGAAGGGCAGAGCAAGAGGGUCGAGUACGCAGAUCGCAUGGUGAGGCAGAGACGGACGGGCGAAGAGGUGUGGCUGGAUGAAGAGGAGGAGGAAGGGAUGAGAUUGGCAAGGGAGUUGCAGGAAGAGGGGGAUGGCAUGGAGGAUAUGAACAUUUUCUAA
Messenger RNA from Pseudozyma hubeiensis SY62, 2394 nucleotides. RefSeq lists its product as hypothetical. Lineage: Eukaryota; Fungi; Basidiomycota; Ustilaginomycetes; Ustilaginales; Ustilaginaceae. The record is from RefSeq and is a predicted model, not a curated record. Bases 1 to 2394 code for a protein of 797 amino acids. Gene Ontology annotation, molecular function: protein binding. Gene Ontology annotation, biological process: endoplasmic reticulum unfolded protein response. The transcript is spliced from 2 exons.